UUGAUUACCCAUCCACUGUACACAAGCACACACUCUUACAAACACCAAUGGAGCGCCGCUUCCUCCUCCUCGCCGGCCUCCUCCUGGCCACCGCCGCCGGCGAGCAGCAGCCUAGCCGCACCGCCAUGGCAGACCACCAGCAGCCGGCGGCCACCGCGGCGCCGUGCGAUCCCCUCUGCAUAUCCGGAGCGGCGGCCGGCGCGACUCCGGAGGCCAUGGCGGCGGCGGCGAUGGCCGGCGGCAAUGAGUCUGAAUCUGCACUGCCCCCUCGUCAGCUUGAUCGUCCGGACAGCAGUGGCUUGCCUACUACUCACCAAUCAUGGAUUUACCAUGAACCCGUCGCCAUGCCCUACUCCACGGCGCCGCCGGCGGCCAUCUCGCUCGUCGGUGCCACCGCCGCCGCCACCGCCGUCUUCUCCACGAUGUUACUCGCCGCGGCGGCGGCGCGCUAGAUCAAUUGCUAGGUUAACUUAGCUUAGCUAGCUCCUCCAAUGAUUCCAGGGGGACACAAUUUGUUGCAGCCGUUUGUGCCUGCGCCUUUUCGACUUUCGUAGUUUUUGGUUUAGCUCGUGUGAUCUUCUAUGUACAGUGUGCUUGCUUAGUGAUCCCUCUCAGUUAAUUAAUUAUGCAUGCAUGCAUGGUAGUAUUUUUCAGUU
Oryza sativa Japonica Group (Japanese rice) is the source of this 656-nucleotide messenger RNA. The record is from RefSeq and is a predicted model, not a curated record. Lineage: Eukaryota; Viridiplantae; Streptophyta; Magnoliopsida; Poales; Poaceae.